Molecule: messenger RNA, 1242 nt
Organism: Naegleria fowleri
Lineage: Eukaryota; Heterolobosea; Eutetramitea; Acrasida; Naegleriidae
Exons: 2
Coding region: 1-1242 (413 amino acids)
Source: RefSeq, a predicted model, not a curated record
AUGAGCUCAAUUCAAUCCUUUCUUGUGGAUGGCACACCAUCAAACGAGCAGGAUUAUGUGCUGCAAUUAACGAUACCGGACGAUGUGAUGAACAGUAUUUUGCAAAAUCCGGAUCAACUAAGUUUGAAAUUUCUAUCGGAUCCACUGAGUAGUGAAGUGAAAUUCGAAGUCUCUCUCGGUAACAAAAAGAAGGAGUAUAAUGCUGCUGUUAUUAAAAACGAUUGUGAUCUCUAUAGGUUUUCCGAUAAUCAUUUUCACCAAAUAGGAACAAUUAAACAUAGGGCUAAUUUGGACAAUUUACCAACCAUACAGCCUCCAAUUGUAAAACCAAAGACAAUACCACCAAGAAAUAUAGAAACCAAACCUCCGACACGAGCGAGUCAGAAACAUAAAAUUGUUGCCAACAGAAAGGAGGACUUCUUUUCCGGCAAAUACAAAAGAACAGACGACUCUCCAAUUAAAUUAUACGUAGCAUCCGAGCCGACUGAUUCCAACACCGAAGUAAGCAACACCAACAAAAGUGUACCUUUACAAAAAGACCCUUUCCCAUCAAAUCCGCCAGUGGUGUCAUCAUCCACAACAAUGCCCGAGUCACCACGCUCCGAGCCUUCAUCUCCCAGAGGUGACGAAGCAAUGCCAAUUUCUCCAACAGACGAAAAUGACUCGUCGUCUUUUACAAAAACUCCAAAAGAAUCAUUUGAGGCAGCAUCUCAAAACAAGUCAACAAUUUCAACCACCACCACAUUUAAAAACACACAAGCAAUAACUAACCGUAACAAUAGGCCUCAAGUGAAAACUGCUGAUUAUUGCCUCAAAAUUGGUAGCGCUGAAUUUAAACCAUAUAGUUUAAUCACUGAGGCUUUCAAAAGAGGAAUUAAUUUGAACGAGUCACCUCUAAAAUCUUCAUCCAUAUCCAAAAUUGACACCUUUGAACAAUAUUCUCAACUUAAAAAGCAGUACAAUGAAUUAUAUCCAAAGUAUGAAGCUCUAGAUAUGCUGUUAAAUGAAAACGUUGAUGAAUUUAAAAAGUAUGCAUAUCAGUGGCAAACAUUAACAAAUGAAGAAGAAAAAAGGUUAGCAAAUUUAGAAAUUCAGAAAUUAUUUGUCAGAAGACAAAAGGAUGUAUUACAACUUACCAAUAAGUACAGAGACUGGCACAAAGAGUUGGAGACUAUCAAGCACUUGAUCGAAGAUUAUGUACAACGAAAAGGAUCACAAGCAUCACGUGACAUUAUUUAUUAG